Saccharomycodes ludwigii is the source of this 1212-nucleotide messenger RNA. RefSeq names its product Aim23p (gene AIM23). Bases 1 to 1212 code for a protein of 403 amino acids. NCBI's taxonomy places the organism in Eukaryota, Fungi, Ascomycota, Saccharomycetes, Saccharomycodales, Saccharomycodaceae. The transcript has a single exon. The record is from RefSeq and is a predicted model, not a curated record.
AUGUUUCUUACGUUUGCACUAAAGAAUUAUACUGCAAUUUUAAGACAUCGAGUACUAUUAAAGACUAUUAAUUCAACGACAAAAUGCUAUUACAGCGAUUCAUCGUUAAAUUUUGCUAAUUCCAUUUUAUUUAACCUUGGGAAUACUGCCUCUACUAAGAACAAUGUUAGGGAUAAUAAAAUUAAAUAUAAUAACAAUAACAAAGAUAAAAAAAACUCAUAUAACAACAACAAUAAAAAAUACAAUGCUAAAAAAGCAAAAAGGAUCACAGUCAAAUGGAGUACUGGCACCGAAAGAGCACAAGAAGCAGCAAAUUGGGUAUUGAAAAACAUAUUUAAAGCUAGUCCAAAUGGUGCUAUCAAAGUUAUUGACCCAGAAACUAAUAAAAUAGUUGAUACAAAUAUACGGAUUUUUGCCAAAGGUGUUAAUUUAGAUGAGGUUGGAUUUUCCAUUGUAAAUAUUUUCAAAGAUGAAGCCAAAGGCACUGGUAUACCCAUGGUAAAAAAUGUUGAAAGGAAAAUAGCGUUAAAAAACUAUUCUGACGCAUUGGCUGUCAAAAAGUCUGAGGAAUUACUUGCUUCUGGUGCCAUUUCCCCAAACAGACUUGGUGCUGGUAUGAGCAGAUUGUUAACUUCCAAUGGUACCGCUUCCAAUGCUAAUAAUAGUGAAGAGAAUGGAUUGAAACAAAUUAAAAUUUCAUGGCAAAUAUCCGAAUUGGAUUUACAUAAACAAAAGAAACAUGAAAUUUUGACUCAAUUGAAAAAAGGCUUCAAAGUUACCUUAUAUUUAGAUACACGAGAUCAUCUGAAUUCAAAUAAAUGGCUAUCUAAAUUUGAUUAUCUAGAUGCAAGUGGAAAGAAUCAUGAUGAGGAAGAGAAUGCUAAUAAGGAACCGUAUUUUGGCAAAAUUAGUAACAAGGAAUUGAAGUUGAGAAAAAAGACUAUCGAGGAGUUAUUAUUAAUGGUUGAUGAAUAUUCAAAUAGGCCUAUCAUCAUUGGGGUUCCAGAAAAGUCUAUGUAUAUAAAACUAACGCCAAAGAAAAAUGCUACCGCUACGGAAGGUCAAGAUGACAAUGUAAAUAGUAACGAUAAUAAUGAUACAAAUAAGCAAUUAGAUAGAUAUGCUUUGAAAGAAUUGAAGAAAAAGGAAAGGAGAGAGAAACUGGAGCGUAAGUUACAGAGAAAAUCAGAGACAUUAGCAAAAUUAGUGUAA